AAGGGCGUGUUCCAAGGCAUUUAUUCCCCUUUCCUGUGUGAAUCAAACCGAAAGCAGAGGAAGCAGGGUUCAAGUUGAAUUUUCCAAAUCGCAAUCCACUUCUUAUCCUAAUACCAACAACACGUUCUUGUUUUAUUGUUGGGAAUUGCUAGGUGCACCCAGCAACAUUGCUGGUGCACCAUCAUUCUUUUAAAAUGACAAAACUGCUCCUGUCUUCUUUCUCCUUUAAAAAGCUGUGUUUUUUUUUUUUUUUUUUAAAUCAGAGCAGUCAUUGUUACGCACUCUUCUUCUCGCUUUUCUCUCUUUGGUGCCGUACUAUCUUCGAUUCCUUGGCAACGGUUAGGUUCGGUGAAGGUAGCGGUGAUCGGCAGCGGCAUACGAGGUAUGCAUUUUUGUUGUUUGUGCGUUCAGGUGUAGUGGAUCAACUUGAUCCGUAAAAUCUUUACGGAUCAACUUGAUCUGCAUGUAGAUUUUAAAGCUGCAGAUCAAGUUGAUUGUUAUGGAUCAAGUUGAUCCGCAAAAGAAUUACGGAUCAAGUUGAUCUACAAAUUGUGGAUUAACUUGAUCCGUAAUUCUUCUGCGGAUCAAGUUGAUCCGCAACUUUAAAAUGUACAUGCAGAUCAAAUUGAUCCGUAAAGCACCACCACCACGUCACCAAACGCCAGUCGAGGAGAAUGCACGAGGAAGAAGUAGAGCAGAGCAGCACAACAACACCACCACCAAACAUUUUAAAGAAGUUUGCGGAUCAAGUUGACCAAAUCCUAUUUUCUUAAUCUUAAAUCCUAUUUUUGAGCUACUUAGAGGCGUUUUUUUGGAAAAAUGAGUUGAUCAAAUCCCCUUCAAGAAAUUUUAAGGGGAUUCCUCCUUCAAUUUCGAGCGUUUUGACAUAUUAUGGACCUCAAACGGACAUUUCUAUCAAAAGUUACAACCGUUUGAAGCAUACGGAUCAACUUGAUCCAUGAAACACUUCUUAAAAAUCAACUUAUGGAUCAACUUGAUCCGUAAGUCUUAAAAAUCAACUCUCGGAUCAAAUAAAACCUAUGCGGAUCAACUUGAAUAAGCUGGGUGGACAAAAAUAUUUUUAAAAAUACGCAAGGAUAUUUUUGUCUUUUCAUGUUAAGUGUUGGGUGCACCAGCAAUAAUGCUGGGUGCACCUAGCAACACCCUUUAUUGUUCCGAAAAUCUCAUUUGUUAUAUCCUUAUAAAUAGAGAAGUCGUUUUGCGUCGCCCUCUCCAAACCGUUUCAGCUUGUUCCAGUUUCAACCGUUGCCACAUUAAUUAUCUUCCAAAAUUGCAAUUGCAAUUCAUCAAAGCAAACAAGCAUUGAAGGACCCAGAAGGUUCACCAACACAAAGAAGCAAUCUUUUGGGUUUGUUUGAUCUUGGGGGGCCUUGUUUCAUCGCUUUUGGCAUCAGGGAGAGAAGGGCAGUGUAGUGGAAUUGGUUUUUGGCAAAAGGGUGUUUUUUUGGUAGGAAUUUAAGACAAGUAUCAGAAGUUUAUAACAUCUCACGCGUACCCGUGGUGUUUUAGAGGGUGAUUUUGGUGAUGGUGAUUUUAAACCUUGGGAGAAAUGAGGGGCAGGGAAUGCGGCUUGGGAAAUACGAGUUGGGAAAGACACUUGGAGAAGGCAAUUUUGGAAAAGUCAAGUUGGCAAGGGACACUCAUUCUGGCAAACUUUUUGCUGUUAAGAUCCUUGACAAGAGCAAGAUCAUUGACCUCAAUAACACUGAUCAGAUAAAGAGGGAAAUAUUCACCUUGAAGCUGCUGAAGCAUCCGAACGUUGUUAGAUUAUACGAGGUCUUGGCUAGCAAAACCAAAAUUUAUAUGGUACUUGAGUAUGUGAAUGGAGGAGAGUUAUUUGACAAAAUUGCAUCCAAAGGUAAACUAAAAGAAGCUGUAGGUAGGAAGAUAUUCCAACAGUUGAUUGAUUGUGUAAGCUUCUGCCACAAUAAAGGUGUCUUCCACAGGGAUCUCAAGCUGGAGAAUGUACUUGUGGAUGCCAAAGGGAACAUAAAGAUAACCGAUUUUAACCUUAGUGCUUUACCCCAGCAUUUUAGGGCAGAUGGGUUGCUACAUACAACAUGUGGAAGUCCCAACUAUGUUGCCCCUGAGAUUCUUGCCAAUAAAGGCUAUGAUGGUGCAACAUCAGAUAUAUGGUCAUGUGGUGUUAUCUUGUAUGUAAUUCUAACAGGAUACCUUCCUUUUGAUGACAGAAAUCUCGCAGUUCUCUAUCAAAAGAUUCUUAAAGGAGAAGUUCAGAUACCAAGAUGGCUAUCACCUGGUUCUCAAAACAUUAUAAAGAGAAUGCUUGAUGUCAAUCUUAAAACCCGGAUAACAAUGGCUAUGAUCAAAGAAGAUGAAUGGUUCAAGGAGGGUUAUAGUCCUGCAAAUCCAGAAGAUGAGGAAGAGAGUGUGUAUAUUGAUGAAGACUUUUCCAUCCAUGAUGUGUCACUUGAAGCAGAUCAAGGGAGUCCAAGAUCACCAACACUAAUCAAUGCAUUUCAGUUGAUAUCAAUGUCUUCAAGUCUAGACCUCUCUGGUCUUUUUGAGCAAGAGGAUGUUUCUGAGAGGAAAAUAAGAUUUACAUCCAUCCAUUCACCAAAAGAUUUAGUUGAGAGGCUUGAAGACAUUGUAACUGAAAUGGGAUUCAGAGUCCAGAAGAAAAAUGGGAUGUUGAAAGUGGUGCAAGAGAUCAAAACACAGAAAUGUCUUGGUAACCUCUCAGUGGCAGCAGAGGUGUUUGAAAUAAGUCCAUCCCUAUAUGUAGUAGAGUUAAGUAAGUCAUGUGGAGAUGCUUCUGUAUAUAGACAGCUAUGCAAGAAGCUAUCUAAUGAUUUGGGUGUUCACAAAAAGGAAUAGCUAGGGAGCUCAGAAGUCAUGGCCUGACAGAAAAUAAUUUGGAAGCUAGAUAAUGUAUAUAUUUUGCGAUUCUCUUUGAGGUGGGGUAGUUAUGUAGGUGUGUAUUGAAGUAUCAAUUGUAUAUACCAUUUUCACCAUCAAGUUAGUGAUGUGCUCCUAUCUCUAUUAGAUAAAAGAAGAGCACCUAUUUUCUACGAUUCUAUUUCAAUAAUCUGGUCAUUAGUUUAACUCCAUAUACCAUAGCUUCUAUACGCAGAUUAAAAGAUGUUCUAGUCAACCUGAAAAAUAGCAUCCUUGUCUGUGAACUGAAUCAUUAUUUAUUAUUUAUUUAUAAAUUUUGAAGCGUGAAAUAUAGCCUGGACAUGCAUGUCAGUUUUACUUUU
Molecule: messenger RNA, 3242 nt
Organism: Glycine soja
Lineage: Eukaryota; Viridiplantae; Streptophyta; Magnoliopsida; Fabales; Fabaceae
Product: CBL-interacting serine/threonine-protein kinase 1-like
Exons: 12
Coding region: 1546-2859 (437 amino acids)
Biological process (GO): protein phosphorylation; signal transduction
Molecular function (GO): protein kinase activity; ATP binding
Source: RefSeq, a predicted model, not a curated record